AUGGACACAGACAUUCCCAUUGACCAGAUUGUGCUGGGGCUACGGGAGAAGCCGCUGGCCGAGCAGCUUGAACUGCUUUUGCUGGCGUAUAACAAUGGCGCUCCAUCGCAGAAGGACCAGUUGGAGGUGGUGAUCACUUUGCUUAAAUACACUGUUCCUGAUGUGUAUAGACACUUGACGGCACCUACGCAGGAGAUGGUGGCGACGGCGUUUCGGUCGACGGUGGGGCUUGGGAACUUGCUUUCGAGGAUAGACAUGUUGCUUCGGCUGAAGGCUGAUCUUCUGUUGGACGUGCUUCUGGCGGUGAACUGUCAUACUAGACUACUUGAAAAAGUGCUUCUGCUGGGCUUGCUUCGGAACUUGCUUGUGGGGAGACCACAGCUUGAGCAGAAGGAAGUGGAUCGGUUGUUGUUUAAGGGGAAAUGCUAUGCUGUGCUUCGAGAGGCUGACUAUAGACUUACUGGCGUAUAUGUGCCUACGGUGUGCCGAGACCUGAGCGCCUAUGCUGCUUUCCUUUGUCAUGAAUUGCUUUCUGUUCAUGGCGAAUGUGACGCUAAGCUUAUCAAUACUCUUGUUCAUUCGCUACAGGGCGUGAAUCAAGAUACCACUUUCCAGUUCUUCGAUACGAUGUUCUCGCCAGGUAAUAUUGACUUUUUGCGUCGUUGCGUGCUGGAAAUGAAACGUUUUGAGCGGAAAAGCAGUCUUCUUAAGUUCCUACAGUUCGUGCAAAACGCAUACCUUCGAGGUGAUAAACCAGACCUUGUGCCUGCUCUAUAUACGCUUACAAACUACUGCUUCGACCAUGCAGUGUGGGAUAGCGUCAUGAUGGAAUCGAUAAUUGGCCGCUCCAGCUAUGCAUUGAAUACCUUGUCUGCGUACUUGGCUAGAGCUGGCCUUGACGAUGCAAACUAUGUUUCUUUGGUAUACAAGACUCUACAGGUCUGGGGUAAUUCUAUCCAUAUGAAGGGCGAGCCUAUUGUCACACAAGGCUUCCGUACCCAUCUUCUUGUCAGUUUGUGUGCUUUGGUGCCGCAGAAGACUCUUCAGGAUCUACUUGGCCAGAAACCAUUUAUUGAUGCCAUCACAACCAGGCUUCAGGCUGUAUCUGACAGGGUUCGAAGUCUAGGGGUUUAUUUCGCCGAUAAAGUAUGUGAAUUUGCUGAUCAUGAUCGUAUAUUCAACAUGGGUAGCUCGGCUUUGGGCGUUGCAUUUCCUGAAAUAGCUACCCAUCUUCCAACGCUAGAGUUGGAGCAGGCAUGGGAGCAGCUCGAUGCUCCUACUAUAGAGCCACCAGCUCCAGAUGUUGAUGAACUUGAACAGGUUUUCAAGCUGUCGCUACGAAACGAAACUGCAAAUGAUGAUGCACAGAUGAGUGAUGAAGAAGAUGAUCCUACUUUGUCCACAGCGCAGAAAGUUCAACUGCCGCUUUAUAUUCGUGACGUGCUUAAUUACCUUCUGACCGAUACCAAAGCACCACAAGCAUACGAGAUGAUCCAAAUUGCAUUGAAGUCUGCGCCAACACUAAUAAGGCAAAAGAAGGGCUUCGGUGAUGAGGUUGCAUUUUAUGCUGAAGACCUUCUUAGUAAAUUGGCAGGUAUGACAAAUUUCUUUGAAGACGCUGAAUUUGAGACAUUAAAACUCAAUGCUAUGAUUGCUGUCGUCGUUAGUUAUCCGCCAGUCACUACUCAUCUUUGUCAAUUACUUCUCACAGGUGACUAUUCGCUUCAACAGCGAGUUUGUCUUCUUUCUACAUUAUCACUUGCUGCAAGGGAAUUGAGAGGAUACAAAGAUGAAGCCGUAUCUCUGAGCCACAAGGCCCAGAACUUCCCAUCGCAAAUGCUUCCAGAGGGUCUUCACCAGCAAUACUUGGCAGCAGAAGGGAAACAAAUCGAAGAUUACGGUAACCUGGCUAUUCAAGCACAAAUCCAAAACCAGCUUAUGGGCGAUGCUUCCGAAGAAGCCAAGGAUGAACUCGCCGGCGGCCGUAUUCUCCGAGUAUCUGCGUCACUUAAGAAGAAGCCUGAAAACCAUUCUGGCCCGCUCAUACCAAAAGACGCUCUCAAUCAGUUCAACAAGUCUGUUGGAAGAACCUUCUUUUUCCCUCUUGUGAAUCUAUGGUGGGAAAGUGGAGGAAUCAACAUUGGUGCUUAUACUCCUGUGCUUAUUGCACACUACCUUAAGACCCUUUCGUUGAUUCUUCACGCCGCUUACCCUUCUGCCUCAGAUCUUCUAGAAAUGUCCAGGGAAUACUUAGCGCUCUUGGUUCUGAUAAUCCCUGUGCUUGACGCAGAACAGCUUCCUGUCGUUGAAAGUCUUUGCACUGGCGCUCUCUUGGUGAUGGACGUGGUUGACGAUAGUUUCCUUAUUACAGAGAUGCUGAAUGAUUUGAGCAAGAUCCAAGCGUUCCUUUCAACCAUCUGGGAGUCAAUUAUUGACGAGAAGGUGAAAAGUAUCUGUGCUGGUCUUCUACUUCGUCUUAAUGAACUACACGAGAAGUACGAAAGAACCAUUAUGGACCAAAUGAACCGUGGCUUUAUCUAA
Molecule: messenger RNA, 2541 nt
Organism: Candidozyma haemuli
Lineage: Eukaryota; Fungi; Ascomycota; Pichiomycetes; Serinales; Metschnikowiaceae
Exons: 1
Coding region: 1-2541 (846 amino acids)
Biological process (GO): protein stabilization; telomere maintenance via telomerase
Cellular component (GO): cytosol
Molecular function (GO): telomeric repeat DNA binding; Hsp90 protein binding
Source: RefSeq, a predicted model, not a curated record